CAGGCACCACUUGGAGUUGCUCGGGGGGAUCAUGGCACCCCAUAAUACAAGAUGGUCGACGAAGGCUGAUCUUCUGAGGUUUUCAUUUCUUCCUCUUUCACUGCAGUGCGCAUCUCACGACACUCAACGUCUUCAAGACACAGUCACUCUUUUUGUCCCUCGGGACCACUACGUUCAUUUUUGAAAUCCUAAAUAAUCACACUCUUUAAAACAUGCACAAGCUAAUCUUUUUGGGCGUUCUGCCCUCCCUUGCCCUUGCCGCCCGGGUGUCGUCCCCGUUCGUCCUCCGCCGGACUGGUGGUGGUGGUGGUGGAUAUGGCGAGGAGUCGUGUGAGGAGCUGGGCAUGCAAGACUGUGGCGGCUGCAUUCCUCUGGACUACACUUGCUGCCCGGCGAAAACCGGAGGCUGCCCGCCCCAUCAGAUGUGCGUUGUUGGGGAUGACGGCGAGGACGGCUGCUGCCCGGAGGGCUACACUUGCACCGGCGAUGGCGGUGUGAGCUCCACCACCUUCUCGGUUUCCGCGACGGCCACGACCACCGGCGGGGCCAGCGAGGAGACUCCUCCGGAUGACGGCGAGGAGAUCCCCGGCCCCACGCUUGUUGACCCCGAUCCGGAGGAGACUCCCGCUCCCACACCCACCCCCGAGAGCACGAGCACAAGCACAAGCACGGAGGAGGUUGAGAGCCCGACGCCCACUGAGACGACCACAACCUCGGCUGAGACAACCUCCAGCUCGACCUCGACUCCGGAGGCCGAGAGCUCAACCUCGACCGAGGAGGCCGUCGAGUCCUCUACCACCGAGGCCGCCACUCCCAGCGAAACGACAUCCGAGGAGGCCACGUCGACCACCGUCUCCGAGGACGCCACCUCCACCUCCGAGGCCGCUUCCUCCUCUGUCUCUUCCGAGGCGGAGAGCUCAACCGAGGCCGCCGUCGAGUCCUCCACCACCGCGGUGCCGACCCUCUCCAGCAGCACGCUCUCCUUCUCCAACACCACCUUCACCACGGCCUCGACGACCGCCUUCACCACCUCGACGGUCUACACCACCACCACCAAGACCAUCACCUCCUGCGCGCCGUCCAGCCCCUGCCAAUCCGGCACCGGCGUCGGCGAGGUGACCGUGGUGACCGAGACCAUCGCCGUCUCCACCACCAUCUGCCCCGUGACCGAGACCCCGCCGGCCCCCACCCCGGAGACCACCACCACGGUCGCGCCGGCACCCCCCGUCCCCACCGGCACCACCACCACCGUCGCGCCCGUCAACCCGCCCAACGUGGUCUGCCCCGGCAACGGCCAGGCCUGCAGCCCCGUCGACAACGGCGACGACAACGACAACGAUGACGGCUCGGACGACUCCGACGACAGCGACAACGACGAGGACGAGGACAACACGCCCGAGCCGAGCGUGCUCCCGUCCUUCACCGCCGUGCCCUCGCCGAGCGGCACCGGCUCCGUGACCAAGCCGCCCGUGACGACCAGCCAGGUUCCCGUGACGGCUGGCGCGGCGCGCAUGGGCGCGGCGAUGGGGGCGGUCGUGUUGGGUUUUGUGGCUGUGUGUCUGUAAAGGGGUGUGGGUAUUGAAUGAAGGGAUGUUUUGAGAUUGGAUUCGUCCGUCUCUGAUUUCCCGUCAUGGUUCCAUGCGUGUUGUGGAGGAUUAUUAGGGUUAAUGAGUGGCUAGCCAGAAUGGUAGGGGUAAUGAGACGGAUACUGUAAUCUCUGAUUCUGUGUGGAAGUUGUUUCUUGAAGUUGUUUAUGAGAAGAUACAUGAGACAUGAGUGGGAGGGGCUGAGAAACGGCUAGUUCCUUUAUCAACGUCUCUGCUAUCCUCUCUCUUUCUUACUCCCCAUUUAAGUGAAAUUUUUGCAUUUAGAGACAUGUAAAAUAUCGUUAGAAUCCAAGGGCAAUAUCUUCGUGACGA
This is a messenger RNA of Chaetomium fimeti, 1919 nucleotides long. RefSeq lists its product as uncharacterized. The transcript has a single exon. The record is from RefSeq and is a predicted model, not a curated record. NCBI's taxonomy places the organism in Eukaryota, Fungi, Ascomycota, Sordariomycetes, Sordariales, Chaetomiaceae. The coding region runs from base 213 to 1565 and encodes 450 amino acids.